AUGUCGAAAUCGUUCUUAGAUCAACUGCCAGAGGCUCUCAGACAAAAAAUUGGCUCUGUGGUUAGGGCGCUACCAAACUCAUCAGAUAUAUUCGAAGAAUUGUACACUUAUGCGCUGAAUGAAAGUAACAAUGACAAAAGUAGGCAUCAUAAAAAGUCAAGGAUUGAAGACUCUUCUGAUCAUCUCAAAACGGAUAAAAUUUCAGAAACCAAUACUAUAUUCAAAUUAGAAGGUGUGUCUGUACUGUCACCACUAAGGAAAAAGCUCGAUUUGGUAUUUUAUCUUUCAAAUAUCGACGGGUCUCCAGUGAUAACAUUCCUCAAGGAAAAUGAAAGAGAACUGAGCAUUUUCCAACUAAACAAGAGUAUUAAAAUGGCAUCGUUCCUACCGGUGCCAGAAAAGCCUAAUCUAGUAUAUCUUCUCAUGACUUACACAUCGUGUGGAGAUAACAAAUUUUCUGAACCUGUGGUGAUGACCUUGAACAAAGAAAAUACUCUAAACCAAUUUAAAAAAUUAGGGCUUCUUGAUUCUAAUGUGACGGACUUCGAAAAGUGUGUUGAGUAUAUCAGGAAGCAGGCGAUUUUGACUGGUUUCAAAAUAUCGAACCCAUUUAUCAUUAGUAGAUCAAUAGAUGAUGAUUUUGAACAAAUAAACUCAUUUCAUUUGCAAUGUCAUAGGGGGACUAAAGAAGGUACAUUAUAUUUUUUACCAGAUCACAUAAUUUUUGGGUUUAAGAAGCCUAUUUUAUUAUUUGAUGCUUCUGAUAUCGAAUCUAUAACGUAUUCAUCUAUUACAAGAUUAACAUUUAAUGCGACCUUGGUGACUAAAGACGGUAGUAAAUACGAGUUUUCAAUGAUAGAUCAAACUGAGUAUGCAAAAAUUGACGAUUACGUUAAAAGAAAGCAAAUGAAGGAUAAAUCUAUGUCUGAGGAACUGAAAGCUAAAUCUAAGAACAAAGGUCAACAAACUGACAAUACAGAUGACCAGCCAUCUAUCUUACAGGAAGCCACUCGUCAAAUGCAAGAUGAAAAAAAGGCAGGCUUAUUUUCGGAUGACGAUGAAGAAAACGACCAAAAUUUCGAGGCAGAAAGUGAUCUUUCAGAUGGUAGUGGCCAAGAAUCCUCUGAUGACGCCGAAGAUGCAGACGGUGAUGAGGACGAUGAUAAGGAUAAAAGCAAUCAAAAUGGUUUGCAUGACGAUAAUAGUCUCGCACCUUUAAAUAAUAACCUAGACCAGGAACUUCAAUAUAAAGAAUUCAAAGAACCAUUAGAACUUGAGGAUAUCCCCAUAGAAAUUGAUAAUGACGAGGACGAAGAUGAAGACGAAGAUGAAGACGAAGAUGGGUCCGGAGUAGAGUAUGACUGA
Messenger RNA from Saccharomyces mikatae IFO 1815, 1365 nucleotides. RefSeq names its product Rtt106p (gene RTT106). The coding region runs from base 1 to 1365 and encodes 454 amino acids. The record is from RefSeq and is a predicted model, not a curated record. Lineage: Eukaryota; Fungi; Ascomycota; Saccharomycetes; Saccharomycetales; Saccharomycetaceae. Gene Ontology annotation, molecular function: nucleosome binding; histone binding. The transcript has a single exon.